CAGCUCGCUCCCGCGCUGGCUUUGUGUUGGGACUCGUGUUCGGGAAGUGACCCGGAAGAUACCCCCAUACCGCCUCGGGUACCAUGGAGGAGCUGAGCGCGGUCGGGGAGCAGGUGUUCACGGCGGAGUGUAUCCUGAACAAGAGGCUACGUAAGGGCUCCGUGGAGUACCUAGUGAAGUGGAGAGGUUGGUCCUCCAAGCAUAACAGCUGGGAGCCAGAGGAGAAUAUUCUGGAUCCAAGGCUGCUCCUGGCAUUCCAGAAGAGGGAACAAGAGAAGGAGCUGCGAAAUAGAAAGAGAGGGAAGAGGCCACGAGGAAGACCCCGCAAAAAUGUGGAGUUGGAUAUUCCACCAAAGCCAAAAUCCAGCAGCUCCUCUUCAUCCUCCUCCUCAUCAUCUUCAUCCUCUUCUUCCUCAUCGUCGUCCUCUGAUGACAGUGACACAGAAACAAAGAAAGCUCCUCGUCCCAGAGAAUCUCACCCUGUGCCACAAAAGAAGGCACAGGCUGUGGUGGCCAGGCCAGAUCUUAAGGAGCCUGUGCGCAAAAAGCGUGGAAGAAAACCCCUGCCUCCUGAGGAAAAGGCUGCCAGGAGGGCAAAACCGGGACCAAAUUGUACAUUGAGCAAGCUGCAGCCAGUGCAUAGUCCUCAAAGCUUCUCUGCCCUCAAAACUCAAUCCAAGGAGACAUCUUUGCCCAGCAACAAUAGACCUGGGGUAUCUGCAGAGCUAUUGUCCAGCAUUGCCAAGAAUUCCCCUAGCCAACCAAAUGGAAAUUCCCCUUGGGGGCUUAGCUGGCAAAGCUCUAUUGUACAUUAUAUGAACCGUUUAACUCAAAGCAACACACAGUCCAACACAAAAAUGACCAGCUCCACAUUUGGUGCAAAGAGGACCUGUCCAGACCCAAAGAGUGCUUCCAAAAUUCGGCCAGAUGUUGGAAUUAACCCUCCUACUCCAAAACCACACAAACCUCAUGAAACAGAGGAGCAGUCUCAUUCAAAUCCAGUGGCCCAAACUGCGACAAAUGGUGGAGCCAACAACAGAGAAAGCAGUAGUCAGACUGUAACUAUUCAGAGUAAGACACAGGGAUUGGCAGCUCAUACAGGAAACCAGGCUGGGUCCCAGCUAAUGAAAAAUAAUGGGUCCUCCCAAACUGGAAAUGCAAUUGGCAAAGGAGAAAAAGUGACCCGGAAAGCUGGAGGAAUUGGGGAUUCCAGGCAAGGAGCUACAGCACCCCCAGGAAGUAAACCUGCAGGGGAUAGAGGGCCGCAGUUUGAGAGACCUGGGGAGCUGGCAGAACUAAGUACUGGAGAGGACAGCAGCCUGGACUCCGACCACGAUUCAUCUCUUUCCAGUCAAGACAUGUCAGUUCAGGCUGGCCAGGACUGGAAGCCAGCCCGUAGCUUGUUGGAGCAUGUAUUUGUGACAGAUGUCACAGCCAACCUUAUAACUGUCACUGUUAAGGAAUCUCCCACCAGUGUUGGCUUCUUUAACAUGCGCCACUUCUGAAGGCAUUGAGGCUAUAAACCAAGCGAUGUUCAGAGAUUUGCUUUUCAAUCACACUUCUGCCUCCUUGCAGAAAAUAACAUUUCUGCUCCAAGACUUAUUUUUUUACUGUUUAGUUGCUUAAACCUCUCAAUAACAAGUGUUUAAGUUGCCCAAUAGACUAAUUCCUAAUUGCAGGUUACAAUUGUGCCUGUCCAUUAGGAUUAUGCAAAGCAUCUUCUUUUUUUUUUUUUUGUUAAAAUAUUUUAUGGUAUGAUGUUUAUGGAAAUUCUCAAUUUAUUCUAUUUUUAUUUUAUUUUUUUAAGUAAUGGUUGCUGGCUUUUUCAAAGAUGCUAUGUGUCUCUACCUGAGGAUGCUAUGUGCUUUAAUAUUAGCAGCUUAAGAAGAAGUUGGGACUGUGGUUUGUCAAACCAAGUAGCUAUAUUUCAGCUGCAUUAGGUCGUUUUGAGAGUAGCGUGAAUAGAUGGAAAUACUUCACUUAAAUCAGAAUCUUGGUUAGAUUUAUUCACAUUAAACCAAAAUACUGGUCAAGCCUUAACUACAGGAAGAGCUGUGCCUAGACAUUAUUGUCACAUGCAGCACUGAAAUGGCCCGAAAGCCUAUGUGACUGGAUCUAGACUUCUCCUUACAGAAGUAGAUGUGCCUUGGGUGUGUCUCAUAUUGUAGAGUAACGUUGGGUCAUGUUAAAUCCCAGGGCUUUCCAAGCUAUAAGGGUUGUGAUGUUGUUAUCCACAAUGUUUGUGCCUUUUUUAGAUUUCUAUUGUUACUCUUUAUGGCAAUGUGUAGUAGUUUUCUAUGAAUCAUUGGAAGCCUCAUAAUGAAAGGGUCCGAGAUUAGA
This is a messenger RNA of Bombina bombina (fire-bellied toad), 2340 nucleotides long. Its product is annotated as chromobox protein homolog 2-like. Gene Ontology annotation, biological process: negative regulation of transcription by RNA polymerase II. The record is from RefSeq and is a predicted model, not a curated record. Lineage: Eukaryota; Metazoa; Chordata; Amphibia; Anura; Bombinatoridae. Gene Ontology annotation, cellular component: PRC1 complex; heterochromatin.